This is a messenger RNA of Lutra lutra (Eurasian river otter), 2955 nucleotides long. RefSeq names its product ankyrin repeat and LEM domain containing 1 (gene ANKLE1). Gene Ontology annotation, molecular function: protein binding; endonuclease activity. The coding region runs from base 123 to 2579 and encodes 818 amino acids. The transcript is spliced from 10 exons. Lineage: Eukaryota; Metazoa; Chordata; Mammalia; Carnivora; Mustelidae. The record is from RefSeq and is a predicted model, not a curated record.
CACGAGAUAAUGACACACUUGGCGGCCUCCACCCGUCCCGGGCCUUAUCGGCGGCCCCAGGCCCUGCUUGAGCGCCACUCGGUGUCAUGGGUCCUCGCAGGCGCUAGAGCUCGCGAACCCCGAUGUGGACGCCGGUGCGGCGCAGGUCCGCUUGGCUGGGGACACUGCGCGGCGCCGUCCCACGGGCACCCGAGGCUGGGGGUGGGGCGGCGCGUGCGCACAAGGCCGCGGCGGGAAAUUGGAACUCGGCGGGCGGCGCCGCGGGGCUCCGGGACAGACCCAGCAUGGACGCGGCGACCCGCCUGGCCCAGCGGCUUCGGGCAGCGUUGCGGGAGACGGAGCCGCGGGCCGUGGAGGAGCUGCUGAGCCGCGGCGCCGACCCCAACCUGCUGCUCGCGGAUGGCGCGGCAGCCGUGCACCUGGCGGCGAGAGCCCGCCACCUGCGCGGUCUGCGGUGUCUGGAAGCCCUGCUGAGCCGAGGCGGGGACGCCAACGCUCGUUCGGUCGAGGCACUGACGCCGCUGCACGUGGCUGCCGCCUGGGGUUGUCGCCGUGGCCUGGAGCUACUGCUGGGCCACGGAGCGGACCCCGCGCUGCGAGACCAGGACGGACUGUGGCCGCUGGACCUGGCAGAACAGCAGGGGCACCAGGAUUGCGCGGGACUCCUUCGGGAGUUCCAGACUCGGACCCAGAUCUUGACCCCCACCCGGACAGAGAGCCAGGAGCCUGAGCCUGAGCCCGAGCCUGACGGCCCAGACCCCUGGGGAAAGGGGUUGGACACCAGGCCCUCUGGACCUCCCAGUGUGACGCCGGGCUCCACAGCACUGGGUGGAAGUGAUGACAGGGACAUGGGCCUGGAAGCCAGCCCCAGACUCCCCAGCCUUCUUGCCCACCCUGAGAUUGCUGACCAGGAUAGCGGCUUGGAGCAACCCCCAGGACAAUGGGACUACAGCUCAGAUAGCUCCUUUGUCACUGCGAUUGAAGCUUCUGGAACUGAAGACCCAGCCCCACAUACCUCCUCCUGGGCUAGGUCACUACCCCAGACCAAGCAGGGACUCCUGCCUGGUAUUCGACCUUCCCAGAGGAUGCCCAGCUCUCCAGGUACCCCUCCACUGGUGCAUCGAACUGCCAGAGCAGACAGGGAGGCAGAACUAAAUACCCGUCUCCAGGCCCUAACUCUGACCUCUCCAGAUGCCUCCCCCUCCCUCAUAUCCCUCCCGGAUGGGAACCCUGCCUCAAGCCCCCCUCAGGAAUCACCGCCAGGACUCCCCGACUCCCGCUUCCUAAAAGAUGGAGAGGUGUCCCUCGACAGUGAUGUGGCUGCCCUCUGGCUGACAGAGGACGAGGGGAGCUCCACAGGUGACAGGGACCCCAUCCCCUCUUGCUGGUGCCCUCUGGUCCCUGCGGUGUCUGACCUGGAUUUGCUGCGAGGGCUCCGAGCACUUGGCGAGAGCCCCGGCCCCAUCACACCCUUCACUCGGCCGUACUACCUCCGGCGGCUGGAAGAAACCCGUGCUGCUGCUCCUGACUUUGCAGGGCACAGCCCAGAGCUGGCCGAAGCCCUGCGGACAGGCUGUAUCCCAGAUGCCCAGGCAGACGAGGACGUACUGGCCCAGCAGUUUGAGCAGCCAGAUCCCAAGAGCAGGUGGCGGGAGGGGCUCGCGAAGUCCAGUUUCACGUAUCUGCUAUUGGACCCCAGGGGGACUGGCCCUGUCUGGAUACAACCUUCUGUAUAUAGAAAAGGUUGGUUAGACCCAGUUCAAGCUGCUGAGUAUCCCUGGGGAGCAUCCGCCACUCUCUACCUUAGAAAAUGGGGCUCACUGGACAUGGAUUCUGGUUGCUCUGUAAACUUAGAAACUGUCUCCGGGGCAAUUGUCCUCUCUGAGCAACUUCCCUCAUCCAGGGAGACUCAGGACCUGCCAGCUCGCGCCUUCUCACUGACCCCAGCUGAACGCCUUCGGAUCUUUGUCCGUGCCAUCUUCUAUGUGGGGAAAGGAAUGCGGGCCCGGCCAGAUGUCCACCUCUGGGAGGCCCUCAGGCUUCGUCAGCAGCCAGGAAAGCAGGCCUGCCCCAAAGUGCGCCAGAUCUUGGACAUUUGGGCCAGUGGCCGUGGUGUGGUCUCCCUACAUUGCUUCCAACACGUGGUUGCUGUGGAGGCUUAUACUCGAGAGGCUUGUCUCGUGGCUGCUCUAGGGAUCCAGACACUGACGAACCAGAAACAAGGACACUGCUACGGAGUCGUGGCGGGCUGGCCAGCCACCCGGCGCCGCCGCUUGGGGGUACACCUGCUACACCGCGCCCUCCUUGUCUUCUUGGCCGAGGAUGGAACUUCUGGAGCUUCCCGUCAUGGGAGAACAAGUAGGGAACCCAAGGAUCUCUGGAACAUUCCAGGGCUUCAGAAGGUGCUAGUGCUUUGGCAGUUUGGUCCUGUCUUUGUGAUCCACUUUUAUCUCCCAGAAAUGGGGACUCACCUGUGGGAUGGGCUGGGGAAAUUGGCCAAGCUCAAGAGAGAUUUCUCUGCUUCCCAGCUAUGGGACCUCGGACCAAUAACGUGUCUCUCUGAGACUCUGUUUCCUUAGCUGUACAGUGGGGACAAUGACAAGUCCUACCUCAGGGGGUCAUGGUGGAGACCGGAGUAAACAAAGGCAGGAAAUACAGUGUGGGGCACAGAACCCUGCAGGUGGAAAAUCUCCCCGAAGGGAGGCGCCCUGACGCUGUUGAGGGGCCGACUGUGUGUGGCGAGCUGUGGGCAGAGCCCGGGAGGGCGACUGGGGUAUGGGCGAGCGAGCAGCUCUCUUCAGGAUAGCUGUGCUACUCGGUUCUCCCUUGCUUCUCUGAGACUGUUUCUUCCCGCUAUAAGAGGCAAUAAAUAACCGCGAUUUCCUGGGGAUGCUAUGCGAUUUCAGACUUCCCAUAUGUUAAGAGCUUUAGUAAAUGCCAAGCUGCCAUCCUGGU